CAUUCCUCGGCUCAAUCGCUAGAUCCCGUCCUCCAUCCAUCCCUCCUUCUCUCCAUCCAUCCCUCCGUCCGUGCGCCUGUCCUUUCAUCAUGCAGUGGUUGUCUGUCUGCAGCCUGUUGGUGCUGCUGAGUGUGUCAGCCCGGUCUCAGGCUCAGAACCAGAUCUGUACCAUCUUCACGGAGGCCAAGGAAGAUGGAUUCAAAUCUUUGAUCCUUGUAGGGCUGGCUCAGAAUCUUCCCGAUAGUACGUUGGGUGACUUGGUGCCUCUCAUCGCGGAGGCCUUAGCCAUGGGCGUCAAAUGCUGCUCAGACACUCCUCCAGAGGACUGCGACAGAGAUGUGGCGGACCUGUUCCAGAGCGCGGUGUGUUCCUCUGAGACCCUGGUGGAGAAGAACCAUCUGAAGAUGUGCUGUGAGAAGACUGCCGCUGAGAGGACACACUGCUUCCUGGACCACAAGGCCAAGAUUCCUCGGGACCUCCUCAAAGCUGAGCUGCCCGCUGCAGACCAGUGUGAAGACUUCAAGAAGGACCACAAGGCUUUUGUUGGGAGGUUCAUCUUCAAGUUCUCCAAGAGUAACACGAUGCUACAACCACAUGUGAUCCUGGCUAUCGCCAAAGGUUAUGGAGAGGUUCUGACUAGCUGUUGUGGAGAGGCUGAGGCCCAGACCUGCUUCGACACCAAGAAAGCUACUUUCCAACGCGCCGUCGCGAACCGCGUGACUGAACUCAAGGCCCUGUGCAUCGUCCACAAGAAAUAUGGAGACCGCGUUGUCAAGGCCAAGAAGCUGAUCCAGUACAGUCAGAAGAUGCCUCAGGCCUCUUUCCAGGAGAUGGGAGGCAUGGUAGACAAGAUCGUAGCGACUGUUGCCCCCUGCUGCAGCGGAGACAUGGUCACAUGCAUGAAGGAGAGGAAGAGCCUGGUGGAUGAGGUGUGUGCUGAUAAGAGUGUGUUGUCUCGCGCGGCGGGUCUGUCUGCAUGCUGUAAGGAGGAUGCAGUACACAGAGGGUCCUGUGUUGAGGCCAUGAAGCCAGACUCUAAGCCAGAUGGUCUGUCUGAGCACUACGACGUUCACGCUGACAUAGCAGCAGUCUGCCAGACCUUUACCAAGACCCCAGAUGUAGCCAUGGGGAAGUUGGUGUAUGAGAUCUCAGUGCGUCACCCUGAGUCGUCUCAGCAGGUGAUUCUGAGGUUCGCCAAGGAGGCUGAGCAGGCCUUGCUCCAAUGCUGUGACAAGGAGGACCAUGCAGAGUGUGUCAAAACCGCUCUGGCAGGAAGUGAUAUUGAUAAGAAGAUCACUGAUGAGACUGACUACUACAAGAAGAUGUGUGCUGUUGAGACUGGCAUGAACAAUAACGCCUUUGAGAAGAGUAUGAUGGUGCACUACACCAGGAUAAUGCCCCAGGCCUCCUUCGACCAGCUCCACAUGGUGUCAGAGAGGGUGCAUGAUGUCCUCCAUGACUGCUGCAAGGACGAGCCAGGCCACUUCAUCCUGCCUUGUGCAGAGGAGAAGCUGACCGACGCCAUCGACGCCACAUGUGAGGACUACGACCCCUCCACCAUUAACCCCCGCAUCGCCCACUGCUGCAGCCAGUCCUACUCCAUGAGGAGACCCUGUAUCCUGGCCAUCCAGCCUGACACAGAGUUCACGCCCCCGGAGCUGGAUGCCAGCAACUUCCACAUGGGCCCCGAGCUCUGCACCAAGGACAGCAAGGAGCUGCUGCUCUCUGGGAAGAAACUACUGUAUGGUGUGGUCAGACAUAAGACCACCAUCACUGAGGAGCAGCUGAAGUCCAUCUCUACUAAAUAUCACAGUAUGAAGGAGAAGUGCUGUGCUGCUGAGGACCAAGCAGCAUGCUUCACUGAGGAGGCACCCAAGCUGGUUUCUGAGAGUGCAGAGCUGGUCAAGGUUUAAGAUAGAAUUGUGAUGAUUUUAAUUUCAAAAGAUGAACGGAUGAUUUUUAAAAAUAAUAAUAAUAAAAGGUUCUGUCUGCAUCGAUCCAUCUACCUCCCCAGCCUACAUUUACACCAUGGUGACCUCAUUCUCCUAUCUGCAACGUCUUGUCAUCCACUCAUAAGUCUGUCUAUGAGUGAUCUGUGAUUGACUCAUAAGUCUGUCUAUCAGUGAUCUGUGAUCGACUCAUAAGUCUGUCUAUCAGUGAUCUGUGAUUGACUCAUAAGUCUGUCUAUCAGUGAUCUGUGAUCGACUCAUAAGUCUGUCUAUCAGUGAUCUGUGAUCGACUCAUAAGUCUGUCUAUCAGUGAUCUGUGAUCGACUCAUAAGUCUGUCUAUCAGUGAUCUGUGAUCGACUCAUAAGUCUGUCUAUCAGUGAUCUGUGAUUGACUCAUAAGUCUGUCUAUCAGUGAUCUGUGAUUGACUCAUAAGUCUGUCUAUCAGUGAUCUGUGAUCGACUCAUAAGUCUGUCUAUCAGUGAUCUGUGAUCGACUCAUAAGUCUGUCUAUCAGUGAUCUGUGAUUGACUCAUAAGUCUUACAGCCUAUCCUCAUCAAACCUCUAUCUGGGAUGAAUCACGCCGCUGGUUAAUUUCUGAUAGACAUGAAUGACUCCUGUCAAUCAAAUACACAUGAAUAACUGAAUAAAGUCAUGUUUAUCAACUGUA
Molecule: messenger RNA, 2617 nt
Organism: Oncorhynchus tshawytscha (Chinook salmon)
Lineage: Eukaryota; Metazoa; Chordata; Actinopteri; Salmoniformes; Salmonidae
Product: albumin 2-like
Biological process (GO): transport
Cellular component (GO): cytoplasm; blood microparticle
Source: RefSeq, a predicted model, not a curated record